UCCGAGGCGUUCCCGGCGUGCCGACCCACCGAGGACCCGAGAGCGAAGCGUCCGCUGCGCAGCCGAGGCAGCCGGAGGCCUGCGAGGGACGUGCGUCCCGAGGGUUCCCUCCGCGGGCACCAUGGGAGCUGCCCACUCCGCGUCCGAGGAGGUGCGGGAGCUGGAAGGCAAGACAGGCUUCUCAUCAGAGCAGAUUGAGCAAUUGCACCGAAGAUUUAAGCAACUGAGUGGAGACCAGCCGACCAUUCGCAAGGAGAACUUUAACAGCGUCCCCGACCUGGAACUCAACCCCAUCCGCUCCAAGAUCGUACGUGCCUUCUUCGACAACAGGAACCUGCGCAAGGGGCCCAGCGGCCUGGCUGAUGAGAUCAACUUCGAGGACUUCCUGACCAUCAUGUCCUACUUCCGGCCUAUUGACACCAGCCUGGGCGAGGAGCAGGUGGAGCUGAGCCGCAAAGAGAAGUUGAGAUUCCUCUUCCACAUGUACGACUCGGACAGCGACGGCCGCAUCACCCUGGAGGAGUAUCGAAAUGUGGUGGAAGAGCUGCUGUCAGGAAACCCCCACAUUGAGAAGGAGUCGGCGCGUUCCAUUGCUGACGGGGCCAUGAUGGAGGCAGCCAGCGUGUGCGUGGGACAGAUGGAGCCCGACCAAGUGUACGAGGGAAUCACCUUUGAGGACUUCCUCAAGAUCUGGCAGGGCAUUGACAUCGAGACCAAGAUGCACGUCCGCUUCCUCAACAUGGAGACCAUCGCUCUCUGCCACUGACGUGCCUGCACCCCUGGCCCCUGGGAGAGCUGUGCUCGGGUUGGGGGGCGGCCCCCGUGUGCCCUGCAGUGGAUGCUCCUAUAAAAUAAUCCACGCACAUCCUCACAUCACACACCCCGGCGGGGAGGGGAUGUGGGGCGCUGAUGUUUUUAUCUGAUAAUACUACUACUACUAAUAAUAAUAAAUAAUAAUAAUAAAAGGGUUUGUUAAGGAACACCGGCUCCUCCCGUCCAUGGGUGCCCCAGGCAUCUGGUAGCUCAGAACAGUUGGAGGGAGCUGCAAGCAGCAGGUCAUGGGAAAAGGGCUUCAGGUGAAGAACCAAAACAAAGCAUGAAAUGUGUGCAGUUUGUGCCCCUUUAAACACAUUUUCCAUGAACUUAUUCAAUAACCCUCAUUGCAUAGCUCUUGAAAUUUUUUGCACCAAAAUGAACUUUUCAUUUCCAUCUGCAUGAACUUUUUUGGAGUCUCCUUACGUGAGGAGCAGGCCACCAGAUGCUGUGGGUGUCAAGGGGGGUCACUCUCCUGCCUGUGUGGGGGGGUGCAGGGUGAACCCCCCACCCCGCCCCGGGACUCUCCAUGGGCCAUCUUGCCGUCAAGAUCGGGGACGUGCGUGGAUGAGACGACGUGUGGAGCCCAGGCGCCUGUGCCCUCCAUCGGUGGUCUUGGCAUUCCGCACCCCAGCUCUGAGCUUGGGGGUCUGGCUGCCCAUGGACUCGGUGGGCACCCCCGGGUUGCAGUUGUGUUCGGGGAGACUCGCCACUGGAAGUGCCUGGUAAGCAUUUCUGACCACUGCGUCUGUCACCGCCUAGCACUGUGGGGAGGGAUGGGACGAGGGCAAGGUCAGCAGAGGGCCACCUCUGGUGGCUCUGAACCUGGGGUGGUGCGAAGAGGACCUGUGGCCUGGGUGGCCCCCAGCUGUCCAAGGGUGUGGUUCAGAGCGCUUGUAUUUGUGGUACAGUCAGUUCCUUUAUCGACUUGCACCCAGAGGCAGCUCUCUGCGCAAGCCGUCCAAGGACGUUCUCUUGGUAACGGCAAGGCCCAUCGUCACUUGUACGAUGCAGUUUGCCACUUGAGGUUUUAAAAUUAACAUGCUUUAUCUGCCUCACUCAUAUCUGUACCCUAGGGUUCAGACCAGGAAAGGUUCAACAAGGCGGGUCCUGGAGUCUCAGGCCCCACCCAGCCCAUGCCCCUGGCACAGAUCUCCUUCCCCAGGUGCGCAUGCGCAGGGCCCCAGCUUUGCAUGCAGAGUGAGCUCAGGCCCAGAUGUCUGUGAUGUUCCCACAAGCAAAGCUGAGUGUACCUGUUGUGUGACUUCCCUGUGGCUAGUCCUUCACACACAGGAUGCUGCACAGAGACCAAGGGCCUGUGCUUGGACCUGGGUGGGGCUGGGAUGCACGGUUAUCAGCGUGCUGUGGGAACGCUGGGCAGGGGCGGCAGUGACCCAGGAGGCAGGGGACCACUGCUGUGCCAGAGACUUCGCGGGGAUUCCUUGGUGCCCUUGGCCUCUGGGUGGACAGUACCUGGAGAGGUGUGUGACUGUUUCCUGGAAGUUUAAAGAAGAAAACAGUGACAUGAGUUACAGGGACAUGGAGGAGAGGGGGAAGGAAACUGAAGGGAGUUCAUGGAAAGUAGGCCAAAAAACCCCUAAAAUUAUGAUUCAGAAAGUUCCCAGAACAUGCGUAUUGUAGCAGUGCUACGGGUGGGACCCCAGAGCGCGUCGGGCCAGAGUGGACAUGUUUUUUGGUGCUUCCCAUGAACUCUGCAGUGGCUGUGUGCAUACGUGCCACCCGGGUUUGGUAGGUAGUCACCCCACUUUGGUUUAAAUUAGGGUAUUGCGUGGGCAUCCCAUCGUUGGCAGCACCUGGCUGCGGCGUCCUGUGCACUCCCCAGGCCCGGCCUUGUCCUCUGCCCUCCCCACACUACCAAGCUGAGGCCGCCAGGCUUGGUGUGUCUGGGGAAGUGCAGGGCGGGGGCUGACGCACUAUUUGUGGCUGCUUGCUCUCCAGGACUCACCUUGCCUGGCCACCCAUGGCAACUGCAGCAGCGCUCAACAGCAGAGGGCGCUAGUGCGGCCUCCGUGGACCUGGGUUUCCUGGGACUGUAUGUGCUACAUUGUUUUAUUUCUUAAAAUGAAUCCCCUUUUGCCAGCACCAAAGCCUUGGGAUACAGAUACAGAUAAAGAUGUGAGGCGCCUCUGGCCGCCCAUGCGGUGCAAACCGCUGAAGGCUGCCUGAUGCUGCUGAGGCUGUGGCCCAUGGCUCAUCUGCACAUUUAUUGAAGUGAAUUGCUGUGGUGCAGCCCAUGGCCACUGGGGGGCGCCAACCCGCUGGCAGGGGUUUCGCUUGUUUUGUGUGGUGCUCCCUCACCCAGCUCCAUGGCAGAGGUGGGCCAGGUUGCAUUUGCAGGGCCUCACAGCGCCUCUGCCUUGACUGCUAACCUGGGCCUGGGGCUCAGGACCGCCUAGCCGUUUGGGCAGUGGGCCAGGGCUGGGGCAGGGGCACUGCGUUGCCUGCUGGCCACGUGCCAGACGGGGCAGCUCAUCUGGAGCAGGCCAAGGCACGUGAUGAUGUUCUGAAAUGUGUUCUCAAGCAGGCCAGUGGCGAUGAGACAAGCAUGAGACUGGAAACUACGAGGCCCCAGGCAGUCACCAGUCCAGCCAGGGUUAGAAGGAAGCUGGUAAGUCCAUUCUUCAGAGGCCUGUGUGUGGGCUGUGUGUGGGAGACCGGGCAGGACCGGCAGCCCCCAGCUGGCAGGAAGGCCAGGGAGGCCCCUCCCCAGCACCCUGAACCCUGCAGCCAUUUGCUGGGAAAUAUGUCGGCCACAGGAUCCAGCCUGAUGAUCCCACGUUGCCCGGGGGGAGGUUAGCUGUUGCCGCCACGAACGUGGUCACUUGGUCUGGUGGGUGACAGGGCUGUGACACAGGCGGCCUGGGGAUCCUCCUGUGGCCACGGUCACCUGAACUCUGGAUGAGGGAGGGGCACACAGCACUGCCAGACUUGGGCAGUUACUCUGUGUCUGUUGGGCUGUGCUGCAGGGGGACAGUCAGCUCUGACCCUGUCACAGAGCCGUGGGACCUGUCCCCACCUGCCUGUAGCUAACAAGGCCAGAACUGAACCUCACUGGGUUGCUCAUACUGAGCGAGAGUUAAAAAUACAAGUUGUCCUGGUGAGGCUUUUGCAAACACCUGCCCUGGAGGGCGCCCUUCUUUGUGGCAGUGACCUUGGGAAAGACCGGGAGAGCUGAGUGGGCAGAACUGAGUGGUAAGCACUGUCCUAGGCACCAGUGCCAGCAGGGUCUGGUGGUGGCUGACACAGACCCCAUGACUCAAGAUGAGGGCGGGUGCCGUGGCUGCUCGGCCUUUAAGUCAGCGGGAGAGGAGACUGUGCUGGCCAAUGUCUGUGCCCCUUAGGACAGUCUGCAGCUGUCAGCAGCAAGACUCCGCUUGUCACAGCCCACAGACAUGGAAGACAAGCUGGCGACUUUCCCUCCCAUCCCAGGCUGAGAUGAGGUCCCCAAGGUGCAGCGGUCCAGCGGUCCAACGGCUGCUUCUGGAAGCUCAUGGUCAAUAUCAGAGGCCAGGAGCAGGCUGGUGUGCACACGGCCCCUGCUGGAGCCCAGCACGCGCGAAUCUGCCACCACGUAUUAGAGGCAGGUCUGGUCCAAGUCGCCGCAGGCUUGCAGCUGUAGCCAGGUAACCAUCUGGCCUGCAUGGGCACUGUGGGCAGGUCUGUGUGGCUCGCGGCGCCGCGGGUCAUCAGGCUAGCGCUGUAAGCUAGCUGCCACCACAGCUGCUGCCCACCAUGCACACCGGCUGAGGAAGAGGACGGCCCUGCUGCACCCGCCUAUGGCCUGCCCCCUUCUCUGGUGCUGUUUGUAUGGCCCUUGAAACAGGGGAGAGGGGAGGUUACCUAGUUCUUGGGUGGAAUGGAAUGAAGGACCCCAUCUCUGCAGUUAUUAGAGGGUCCAGAACUCCAUUUGUGGGCCAAGUGCUCUCUGGUGGCAAGGGGACUCUUCUCUGGCACCUGAGACGGUUAUGUGGGGGCAGCAAUGGGGGUUCCCUCUGAUUCCGAGGAAAGCUAACCAUCCCCUCCUCCCAGGAACACAGCCUCUUGCCCGGCUCCCUCCCAGGGCCCUGGGUGCUGAGGCUGUAGCUGGCAGCGCCUGUGACAGCAGUUCUGGGUAAGCAGCUCUACUGCGGGCUGCCCGGCAAGGCCGUCCCGAGGAUGGCAAGUGGGACAAGCUUUACACACAAGUCAGUGGUAAGUUCCAAAAGUUUAAUACCAACACAUAUGCACAAGGUAGAAAGCAGGUCCCGGGAUGUUGGGGAGAAGAUGCUGCAGCCUUGGGGUGGUCCCAGGCACAUAUCUGAGGGGAGCUGGGCUGGCAGAGGCUUCUACCACCCCACGCUGGGAACCUGCAGCCACCCGCCGGGCAGCGGGGAGGAGGGAGAACUGUGGGCUGGUGGCAGCUCUUGGGGUGCAGGGCUCCAAGGGGCCCACUGCUGACAGUGGGCAGCAGAAGAGGGAAGCGACUUUUAAUUUUGGGGCGUGGGCCUAAUUUCUUUUAAACUCGAGCUCUAGUUUGUAUUGCAGGAUACAGAGGCAGCUUGAGUCUGGAACCAAGUCCCAGAAAUCCCACCGCCCCCAGACUAGGGAAGGAGGGCGUCCGACAGGGGCCGGGGACACCUGCUUGCAGGAGGGAAACUGAAGUCGUCCUCCCUCCCUCCGCAGGCCAGGCCUCCUCGGAGGGACCUUGCCCCGGCGGUCCUGUGCACGUGUUCUAUGAGCACCACGUGCCUUGUCUCUUUGAAAAGCUGGUUUGGGCUUGGAAACCGUUCUCCAAGCAUUUCCUAACGCCUGUUUCUAUCUAUCUGCUGGACUAUCACUGCUCCGGGACCCCACGACCUCACCGGAGUUUCCUGAAGUGGGGACUCAGUUCUGUGAGCCAGCCACAGCAUGGUCACGAUCGUCCUGACCAGGCUCUGUUCUGGAGUUCUCAGGACUCACCGCGGACGAGGGCAGCCUAGCUUUUGGAGCUGACGCUCAGAGUCCCAGGGACAGAGGGACGGUGGAAAUGGACGCUGCUCAGGGCCUGCUGCAGGAGCGGCACACAUCUUAACUGGCCUGCAGCACGGAGGAACCGCCUCACCUGGAAUGUACCUCCCACAGCUUCUGGUUCAUGCGAUAAUCCCACACGGAGACCAGGCCUUCCUCGCCUCCGCUGACGAUUUUCCAGUCGUCCAUCUGCACCGCGGAGACCCCAAGCUGGUGGGCGGAGAGCGACAGUGCGAUCUUAUCCAUGCGGAGGUCGUGGAUCCUCACCCUGCAGGCAACAGAAGAGCCAUGGGAAGGACCGCUAUCAAACGCCGAGCUUUCGCAACCCUGCACAUGGCUGCUAGGCCUGCCUCUCACCUGCACACUCCUGGGGGCUCCUCCACACCCGGCCCAGGGACUCAGCUGCCCGCCUCCCGGGCAGAAGUUCUUAACAUUAGAUGAUUACAAGACAAGUAAUUAUGCGAUACAAUGCUGUGAGGUGCAGCUGAUUGGGCUGCAGCCAGGCGGAAGAAGUCAAACUCCUACCUGGCUAGGAAACGAAAGUUACAAAGUCAUCAUGGUCUGUUAGAAUUUAGAAAGGAAAUACCUUCAUAGUUAAGUGUGGCCACUGUGCAGUCCCUUAUCGAAGCCAUGACAUAAUUACUUGCCUUGUAAUCACUGAGCAUUUUCUUUCCAGACUUCUUAUGCGAGUACAUGCUGAAUUUUCAUGAUCAGAUAGGGCAGAAUUCUUCCCUGCUACAACCACCAGUACGUACACACAGCUCUCUGAACAAGACAUAAGAGCUGAAGCUGAAAUGCAGCAACAUUUAAGGAAAGGAAUGGUGUACACACCCCUAAUCCAAACGGAGAGAACAGCGAGUGUGGUGACCAGCAGUACCAUGUGCGGACACAGCUGACCUGAACCCUGCCUGUGGCCUUGGACUCCAGUCACGUGAGUACGCACAUACCCUGCAUGAGUUCCUGCCAAGUUGAAGGCAUUGUGAAGAUGAAAGAAUACAGGUAGUUCACUUUGAGUUAUUUUAGAUAUUCUCGGAAAGCAAGCAAUGGAGCAAAACAUGAGAAAGA
Ochotona curzoniae (black-lipped pika) is the source of this 6885-nucleotide messenger RNA. It is a transcript of the gene TESC, whose product is annotated as tescalcin. The record is from RefSeq and is a predicted model, not a curated record. Gene Ontology annotation, molecular function: calcium ion binding. Bases 122 to 766 code for a protein of 214 amino acids. Lineage: Eukaryota; Metazoa; Chordata; Mammalia; Lagomorpha; Ochotonidae. The transcript is spliced from 11 exons.